AAGAAAAGAAGGAAGGAAUAAGAAAAAAAAAAAAAAGAAUGCAAAUGAGGAAAAAAAAAAACCAACAACACAAAAACAAAAAAAAAUUACAGAAGACAAAAGAAUUGAUAUUGAGGGUCGCGGGUGGGUUGACGAGCUAAGCAAAACACUACCAGUUCUUUGGGCUUUUGCUACCACCGGAAGAAGCAGUUUAUAUAAUACACACAGUACUACUAGCAAUUCCAGUUAGCUGCACUUCAGUAAACAGUCAUUCAUACAAAGGCAAAUGUCAGAACCUCAAGUUAUGUACAUAAAAACAGAAGACGAUGAUGAUGAUGAUAAUAAAGAGAAUUUAAAGAAGAAAAUAAAAUACUUAGAAGAAGAGAAUGAUACGUUGAAGAAAGCUCUUGAACAGCUCCAACAGCUGCAAGGCAAAUGUUGCGACUGGUGUGAGUUGUUGAUGCCAAAUUCAGACCAAGAACGAACAGUGGUCAGCAAUUGGCUGGAAAGUGUUUUAAUAGCCAUCAAAAGCCAACGAGAGAACUCUGAAAUUGUUGUUGAAGAUACAACUAGCAGAUAUGUACCGUCCCUGCCAGCGGCACCCCCUCCAGUUGCUGCUCCGUCCCCUCCACCUACUCUUCCUCUACCUCUUUCUCCUUCAAAUCCAGCCAUGAAUCUCCAGCCACUGUUAGUCGAGGGAACAGCCAUGACAAAGUCCCUUCCAAUAAAUUACAUGAAGUUAAAAGCAAUUCUACGAGCAACAAAUGAACGACUCGGAGAUAAAAUGAAAUAUCUUUUAAACAAGUUGGUUGAUGCUAUGUUCACACGCGAUGAGCUGGUGGCAGCUAGUGGCCUAGGGCUACGGACACAGAAAGACAAACAACACACACCACUUGAUAGGAAGAAAUUAACUGCCAUAAAAGAGUUCCUGGCAGAGUUUUCUGACAGAAAGAAUAUUAAGAUGAUGGAUUCACGGACGUUUCGGGUAACAGUGGGGAAUAAAAUCACAAAUGCACGCAGGAACUUACGGAACGAGUUCAAGAUUGACCAAAUUGCUGCAAACAUAAGCUCAUGAGAAUGUCUCUAUUACGAAGUCGACAUCUAUAAACUUUAAUAAAUAUUCUUUGCCUUGCUUUUGUGCCAAAAUUAACCGAUCCAAAGAAAACGGUAACUUUUUUCAUUGGGAACAAACAAUACAAAACAAUUGUUGCCGUUUCUUUGACACUUAAAAAACAAACAAACCCCAGUUGUUUUAUGGUUGAGUAUUCCAAAUCUGAAUCUUAAUUCGGAAACUAAAAUCAAUAAACAGCAGCAACAUGGCAAUGAUGAGUUGACAAGAAUCGGUAGAGCAUCGGACGAAAUGCUUUGUGGUGUAUAGUUUGGUGCUUCACUUAGUGAGUUCAAAUCCUGCUGUGGUCAGUUGUGCUUUACAUCCUUCCAGGGGGCCAAUAAAAUAGAAUGCUGGUCACGUAUUAGGGGUUGAUUUGAUUGACUGUAACCCCUUGUUCAAAGUUUAUGGCCUUGUGUUUAUGUCCUUAUUGCUGAAAUUCUUGUUUGUUUCAAUCAUUGGACUGCAGCCGUACUGGAGCACUGCCCUGAAGGGCUUAGUCCAGUGGUUCCCAAACAUCUUGGGGCUGCUAUCCCCUUGGCGAUUGGGCCACAUUCCUAGCCCCGCCACCUCCCACUCACCACCACAAACGUACACCACUUUCUGCAACAAACCCUAAACAACUGUAUUUCACAAAUAAAACUUGAACUAAUUAACCCAUUA
This is a messenger RNA of Octopus sinensis (East Asian common octopus), 1750 nucleotides long. RefSeq names its product proline-rich protein 11. The transcript is spliced from 6 exons. NCBI's taxonomy places the organism in Eukaryota, Metazoa, Mollusca, Cephalopoda, Octopoda, Octopodidae. Bases 266 to 1054 code for a protein of 262 amino acids. The record is from RefSeq and is a predicted model, not a curated record. Gene Ontology annotation, molecular function: DNA binding.